CGGAGGUGAAAGGCAAAAUAGGCUAUUUUUUAGCCAUUAAAAGGUUGUCGUUAUUCUUUGUUGAAAUUAAUGUUCAGCUUUCAUAUUUUGUUAUGUACGACUCAUUUAAUCAAACCAAGUAAUCGUUCAUGCCUUUUUUCAAAUCAAGUAAGCUUAUUUGUGUAUUAAAAACGACAGUAGAGUUGCAGCCAGCGUCAUCUUACUUAAGGCACUCAAGCUCAAAUCGUAAAGUAAUUUAAAUAAAGUAGGCUAAACGUGGCAGCGGACUGUCUGUCUUCAGCGCGCACGCAAGAACUUGCAGACUUGAUACAACUGUGUUGAGAAUUUAAAAAGAAAGCAUUUUAUGAGAUUUUUAACUAGAGUUACCGGGAAUACGACUCUGCACACCCAGAUGUUCUGGAGCUGUUUCCCCGCAUGCCCCGACACAAAUUAAGCACUGUAAACAACAAACAAAAAGCCCAGUAUUAUUAGUGCGUGUGUGACAGCAAUACACAUUUUGGAUACUGUACCGCGAGGCAGCUUGUGAAGAAAAAUAUUUUAAUGGAAAGGGGAAACAUUCUCAAGAUACUGCAAAUACUUUGGAGAACCAACUUUAUCAAGUGUAAAUCAAUAUGGAUUCCACAACAAGCAGAACCUCUGGGGAGGAAGAUGAAUAUUACAAUUAUGAAGACUACUUACUAUAUGCAGUGUGCCAAAAGCAAGACGUCAAAGCAUUUGGAAGAAUAUUCCUCCCAGUUUUGUAUACAUUUGUGUGUGUGUUCGGAUUAAUUGGAAACGGGCUGUUGGCAGGCAUUUUGAUUAGGUACAUAAAGCUGAAAAGUAUGACUAACAUAUAUCUGCUGAACCUGGCCAUCUCAGACCUGCUGUUUGCAGCCACACUUCCAUUUUGGGCCACUUAUGCCCAGUCCCAGUGGUAUUUUGGAAACAUUGGGUGCAAAGUGAUAACCCUGAUCUACACAAUAAACUUCUACAGCAGCAUUUUGUUCAUAACGUGCAUGAGCCUGGACAGGUAUUUAGAAAUUGCGUGGGCCUUUUCCACCAAAAAUCUUAGGACAACAUUCAAGAGCUGUAUAAUAUGCGCUGCGGUGUGGGGCAUCUCGAUCCUGGCUUCAGUUCCUGAUUCUGUAUUCAUCAAGCUGCAACAUCAUGACGGGCAGGUUAUCUGCAUCCAUGAUUAUGGUGAUGAACAUAUGUCAUUAUGGAAGGUUAUCCUCCAGUUCAAGCUCAACGUUCUUGGAUUCCUCCUACCUUUUCUAGCCAUAUUUUUCUUUUACUCACGUAUAGCCUGCAUCAUAAACAAGACUGGUUCCAAGCAAAAAAGCAAAGCUUUAAAACUGGUCGUCACCUUAGUGGUUGUCUUCUUUGUGCUGUGGUUCCCCUACAACGUGGUCCUGUUUUUGCAUUCCCUGCAAGACCUCCAUGUGAUAUCAGACUGCAAGAUCAGCAAGGACUUAGACUUCGCCCUUCAAGUGACAGAGAGCCUUGCUUUUGUCCACUCCAGCCUAAACCCCUUCCUGUAUGCUUUUGUGAACAAAAAGUUUAGGAAAUACCUUAAUAACAUUGCAAAAAAUAUUUGCAGAAGAGGAACAGACUAUUCUUUAAAGUUUUCUAGCACAAGAACACCCACAACUCAGAUUGAAAUGAAUGAAAUGAGCUAAAAAUGAUACAGAUAAUACCUGAAACACAACCUUCAGUAGAUGUUUCUUAACUAUAAAGACAAGCAGGUUAUAUUUACAACAGCUUAAAAUGUUAACGUAAUAAUUAGUCAUGUAUUGACUUUGUAACAAUGCACUUGCAUUCGUAACAGAGUUGUGCUUUUUAGAUUUCUGCAAACAUCACCAUUCCAGGAGCACAUAGCAAAUUGUCUUGAUUGACACAUUGGUGAAUGCACCCGCUGUGUUGAGGAAAGAACCUAUUGCACUGGUACCCACUGUGCCCCUUGUGAAAACACUGACCAAAAUCCUGACAGGAUUUCUUCUUCUGUUUUCCCGUGAUUGUUGCUGAAUAGUUGCACACAGCUUUCACAUGAUGUGUCAUAAGUUGCAGACUAGAGGAUUUUAUAAUUUUGCUUAUAUAAAAGCUUAGUGCUACAAAACAUUUAAAACAUAAAACUGUAAAAGAACACUUAUAAUCAAGACUCAAUUAUAUGACUAAUACUUUAUGCAAAAAGCCAUUUUAAUUGUAAAGCAAGCAAACAAACAUACCCUUAUAUACAUUAUAUUAUAAUUAUCCAAACUGUUUGGGACCGAUACUAGUUAGCAUAAUCAAUUUGUAUAGAUAAUCAAACCGGUAUUAAUAACAAUUACUUUACCUUUAAUAAUGUAUAGAAUAAAGUUAACAUACACAAGUACUUGGUACACAAGUACCUACUGAUUAGGUGCUGUGUGUAGUGUACCUGUGUACCUCACACACCUUUUAUUCAUAUACACUGCUCACUGAAACUACAGCUUGAAUCAACUCCAUCUCCCUACACUGCUUGCAACCUCUGGUGACAGCGGAGACCUCGCGGGAAAGUUCAGGAUUGACAGCUUCAUAACAACCACAGCGCAGGCAAGCGCUGUACGCGUGCGCAGCACGACAAGUGUAGAGCUUGUCUGCACUUGUCAGCGACUUGGAAGCAUUCUGCAGCCGCCCAGAUUUGGGGAUCAACUGAGGAGAGAACUAAAAUUUUACGAUUACACCGUGUAACAAUUUUUUUUUUGUUCCUAGGUAGUAAGUGUUAUUUCUUAAUUGCUUAUGCCUCAAAAGUAUAGAAAAUGGCUAUUAUUCCCCACAAACUUUGCUUUUGUGACCAGGACCGUGAUAUUUUGAAAUUUACCUAUUUUCCAGAACAUUCCAGAUAGAUUCAGUGCUGAGUAAACUUGGAGUAACUUCUAGAACUUUCUAGAACUUUCCAGUAAUAUAAAUAGUAGUAUAAAUACAGGGGCCUUAAGCCCACCAGUUCAGUUUAGUUCCAGCUGCCUAAGUGGAUACAUAUCUGCAUUUUUCUGAGAUGGCAUCAAGAGGCUGCAAGCAUCCGGCAGACGCAUUUUGCUAUGUCUGCGGCCAAUUUAUCAAGACAAGAACGAAAAAGUACUCAGUGGAAGCAUCUGCUAAGAUGUGUGAGGCCUACAAGGCAUAUUUCGGCAUGCCUGUCGGGGAUCAAGACAAACCCUGGACACCUCAUUUCACCUGCGAGCACUGCAAAAAAACUCUGGAAGGUAAGAUGGACAAUUGUUGCUCGGAAUUUUAUGUUAUAAAAUUUGUUAAAAUUUUUUAAAUUGUAAAAGUUUUUAAUUUUAAAAUGUUUUACAGUUUUCAAUGUUAUUGAAAAAAUAUAUCAUAUAUCACAUAUGAAAAAUGUUGCGAGACUACCUUCUGAACCUGUACUAGAAAUGAGAAAUUUAGGUGUGAUCUCCGACCCUACUCUUUUAGUUGAGAAACCUAUCAAAAAGAUUACAAAAUCGUCUUUUUAUCAUUUGAGAAAUAUUGCAAAACUUAGACCUAUAAUCUCUACAUCUGAUGCUGAAAGACUAGUACAUGCCUUUGUAUCCUCCAGAAUUGAUUAUUGUAAUGUGUUAUUUUCUGGCAUCCCAAAAUGUUUAUUGUCUCAUUUGCAACUGGUUCAGAAUGCUGCUGCUAGAAUCUUGACUAAAACUAGAAAAGGGGUACAUAUCACCCCAGUGUUGGCUUCUUUGCAUUGGCUUCCUGUAAAUUUUAGAGUUGAUUUUAAAAUACUGUUAUUAACUUAUAAGGCCCUAAAUAACUUGGCACCAACCUAUUUAGGAGAACUGCUUACCCCAUAUAUCCCUGAUCGUAACCUUAGAUCCCUGAAUAUGGGAUUGCUGGUAAUCCCUAAAGUAAAGUACGUUAAGUGGGGAGGAAUGGCUUUUUGUUAUAGAGCCUCCAAACUUUGGAGUGAGCCACCAACACAUGUGAGGGAAGCUGAGACUCUGUCUUUUAAAACCAGACUAAAAACAUAUCUUUGAGCUGGCAUUUUUAUAAUAUGUAUAUGUAUGUAUGGAUCUGUUUUAGUUGUUAUUGUUGUAUCUGUUUGUAUUUUAUCUGCAUUAUAUAUACACAGUGCCUUGCAUAAGUAUUCACCCCCCCUUGGACUUUUCCACAUUCUGUAGUGUUACAACCUGGAAUUAAAAUGGAUUUAAUAAGGAUUUUUUGUCACUGAUCUACACAAAAUAGUCCAUAAUGUCGAAGUGGGGAAAAAAAUCUGCAUAUUUUUCAAAAUUAUUUACAAAUAAAAAACUGAAAAGUC
This is a messenger RNA of Acipenser ruthenus (sterlet), 4249 nucleotides long. RefSeq names its product atypical chemokine receptor 2. Lineage: Eukaryota; Metazoa; Chordata; Actinopteri; Acipenseriformes; Acipenseridae. Gene Ontology annotation, cellular component: membrane. Gene Ontology annotation, molecular function: chemokine receptor activity. The transcript has 2 exons. Gene Ontology annotation, biological process: G protein-coupled receptor signaling pathway; chemotaxis; immune response. Bases 612 to 1658 code for a protein of 348 amino acids. The record is from RefSeq and is a predicted model, not a curated record.